Molecule: messenger RNA, 3395 nt
Organism: Peromyscus leucopus (white-footed mouse)
Lineage: Eukaryota; Metazoa; Chordata; Mammalia; Rodentia; Cricetidae
Gene: Ophn1
Product: oligophrenin 1
Exons: 25
Coding region: 655-3060 (801 amino acids)
Biological process (GO): signal transduction
Cellular component (GO): cytoplasm
Molecular function (GO): protein binding; GTPase activator activity
Source: RefSeq, a predicted model, not a curated record
UUCCAGAUGGAGUCCUAGGGCGCUGACUGCUCCCCAGUUUCCGUAGGGAAGCACCAGGCUACCGCGGCUAUUGUGCGUAGCGCUGUUGCCCUCCUCUUCCCGCUGCCGCUGCCGGGUUGUUGGUGGAAAGCUACGUUUCCUUGCCGCUGGGUUUAACCCUUUAAGCACCAAAACCGACAGCCCGCUGGCUCCCCGGAACGAGUAGGCGGUCUCCGCAGCUGCCGAAUUGUGGGCGACGAGCCCCGAAGACCCGAGGAAGAUAGCCGAAGGGAGCCCGUGUUCUCGGUUGGUCUCGGGCUUGGGGCUCGGCCAGCGUGAGGCAGUGGCAUUGGCUUUAAGAAGGGGGAGGGGAGGCGCGGUCCGCCGCUCGGGGAGCCGGGGAAGGAAGCCUAGGCUGGCUUGGGAGAGCAGAGGCGGCCCCCCGCGCCCGUGCUCUCCCCGCCUCCACCCUGGGCCGCCCAGGACUCAGCGCUGCGCUUCGGGGAGGCGAUGACCAGGGGGCGUGCUGCUCGCUAGGCUGCACCCUGCCGGCGUCAGAAGGCGUUGGUAAGCCUUCCCGGUCAGCCGCAGCCACCACCGGACUACGCGCUCCUGCUACACACCAGCGGGCGCUCCCAAGAGUUUCAUUGGAACAGUCCCUCCGCUAUCGUAACCAUGGGGCAUCCCCCGCUGGAGUUCAGCGACUGCUACCUCGACAGCCCCGAUUUCCGCGAUAGGCUCAAGUAUUAUGAACAGGAGCUGGAGAGGACCAAUAAAUUCAUCAAAGACGUGAUCAAAGACGGCAGCGCGCUUAUCAGCGCUAUGAAAAAUUACUCUUCUGCGGUUCAGAAAUUUUCCCAGACACUGCAGUCGUUUCAGUUUGAUUUCAUCGGGGACACUCUGACCGAUGAUGAGAUUAAUAUUGCGGAAUCAUUCAAGGAAUUUGCUGAAUUGCUCAAUGAAGUAGAAAAUGAGAGGAUGAUGAUGGUACAAAAUGCUAGUGACUUGCUGAUCAAACCCCUGGAAACUUUUCGGAAGGAACAAAUAGGUUUCACAAAGGAGAGGAAGAAGAAAUUUGAAAAGGAUGGUGAGAGGUUUUACUCAUUACUGGACCGGCACUUACAUCUGUCAUCCAAAAAGAAAGAGUCUCAGUUGCUAGAGGCAGACCUCCAGGUGGAUAAGGAAAGGCACAAUUUCUUUGAGUCCUCUCUUGAUUAUGUCUAUCAAAUCCAGGAAGUUCAAGAAUCCAAGAAGUUCAAUAUUGUGGAGCCAGUCUUGGCCUUUCUUCACAGCCUCUUCAUUUCCAACAGCUUGACUGUGGAGCUCACGCAGGAUUUCCUCCCAUACAAACAGCAGCUGCAGCUCAGUUUACAGAAUACAAGAAAUCAUUUCUCCAGUACCCGAGAAGAGAUGGAAGAACUUAAGAAAAGGAUGAAAGAAGCUCCCCAGACAUGCAAACUUCCAGGACAGCCAACCAUUGAAGGCUAUCUCUACACACAGGAGAAAUGGGCUCUGGGGAUCUCGUGGGUGAAAUACUACUGCCGCUAUGAGAAGGAGACCAGGACACUCACCAUGACACCAACGGAACAGAAGCCAGGUGCUAAGCAGGGCCCUGUGGACUUAACUUUGAAAUAUUGUGUGAGAAGGAAGACAGAGUCGAUUGACAAGAGGUUCUGUUUUGAUAUAGAAACUAAUGAGAGACCAGGAACCAUCACUCUGCAGGCGCCUUCAGAAGCCAAUAGAAGGCUAUGGAUGGAGGCCAUGGAUGGGAAAGAACCUAUCUACCACAGCCCUAUAACAAAACAGGAAGAAAUGGAGCUGAAUGAAGUGGGGUUCAAGUUCGUUAGGAAGUGCAUCAAUUUUAUUGAGACCAAAGGGAUCAAGACAGAAGGGUUGUACCGAACAGUGGGCAGCAACAUCCAGGUUCAGAAGCUGCUUAAUGCCUUUUUUGAUCCAAAAUGCCCAGGAGAUGUCGAUUUUCAUAAUAGUGACUGGGACAUUAAGACAAUCACAAGCUCCUUAAAAUUCUACCUCAGGAAUCUUUCAGAACCUGUCAUGACUUAUAAGCUUCACAAAGAGCUCGUCUCUGCUGCCAAAUCUGACAACCUGGAUUACCGUCUGGGAGCUAUUCACUCCCUAGUAUAUAAGCUACCAGAAAAGAACCGGGAGAUGCUGGAACUUCUAAUCAGACACUUGGUAAAUGUGUGUGAGCACAGCAAAGAGAAUCUUAUGACACCUUCCAAUAUGGGGGUGAUCUUUGGGCCCACCCUGAUGAGAGCUCAAGAGGACACUGUGGCUGCUAUGAUGAACAUCAAAUUCCAGAACAUUGUGGUAGAAAUCCUGAUUGAACACUUUGGCAAGAUAUAUUUAGGUCCACCUGAGGACAGCCAAGUACCUCCAGUGCCUCCACCUCGAGUGACAGCAAGAAGGCACAAACCAAUCACAAUCUCGAAGCGUUUGCUGAGAGAAAAGACAGUGUUCUAUACUUCUUCCCUGGAUGAAAGUGAAGAUGAAACCCAUCAAACUCCUAAUGGUACAAUCACUAGCAACCUGGAUCCCCCCAAACUACCGCAGCACCUCAGACUACCCAUUCAGAAAAGUGGGGAAACUGAUCCUGGAAGAAAGUCCCCAAACAGACCUGUUUCUGACUGCCAGUCCGAGCCCAGCCCAGAGGUGGAUGUGGGGAAGUUGGUAUUUAGGUUGCAGGAUGGAGGGACCAAGACUACUCCAAAGGCCACUAAUGGACCUGUGCCAGGCUCUGGACCCACAAAGACUCCUUCUUUCCAUAUAAAGAGACCAGCUCCCCGGCCAGUGGCUCACCACAAGGAAGGAGAUACUGACUGUUUCAGCAAAGUUCGGCCCCCAGGAGAAAAGCAAACAAUCAUCCGUCCUCCAGUGAGGCCCCCAGACCCUCCUUGUCGGGCCAGUACUUCACAAAAGCCAGAACCAAAGCCAGAUACUGUGGCUGGCAAUGCAGGGGAAAUCCCAUCAUCUGUGGUGGCAUCCAGGACCAGAUUCUUUGAAACAGCAUCCCGGAAAACUGGAAGUUCUCAAGGAAAACUUCCUGGAGAUGAGAGCUGAGGCCACAGGUUUGAAAGGACUUGGCCUUGAGGGACCCUUUCCAGGUCGUGAAAGGGUCUACUUCAAACCCUUGUGAGCUAUUUGGUGCUGAAGAGCAGUUCAUUUCUGGCCCUUGUGCCUUCAGUGUCUGGGAAGCUAUAAAAUAAGGAGCACAUGUCUUAGACACGUGUUUGUUUCUCCUUUGUAUUCUGUCUUCAUCUCCCCAGAAUGUCUGUUGUGAGCAGCUCCUAGGAUACUGGAUGGCUGGAUUCUCUCAAGCUCCAAACUCUACUGAAGUGAAAAUACCCACUGACCUGUAUUAAAGAGGGAAACCUAGUUUUCCACUCUUCUCUGAA